UGGAGUGCAGCUUAACCCAGCAGUUUGGCUUGCCAUGCGGCGAUCGGGGCCAGAGCGGGGUUACUUGCCUCGGGGACAGGAAUUCUGGAAACACAGAGCCAUGGAUGCUUUCAACAGAAAUACAGCAGGCUCUGGGCGCAAGAUCCAAGCCAGGGUCCAGAAUGGGCCCCUGGAUUUAAUCGAGACAGGCAAGGGGCUGAAGGUGCAGACGGACAAGCCACACCUGGUGAGCCUGGGCAGUGGGCGCCUGAGCACUGCCAUCACCCUUCUGCCCCUGGAGGAAGGAAGGACAGUGAUUGGCUCUGCUGCUAAGGAUAUCUCACUACAGGGUCCUGGCCUAGCCCCUGAGCACUGCUACAUUGAGAACCUACAAGGGACCCUCACCCUGUACCCCUGUGGCAACGCCUGCACCAUCGAUGGGCUCCCCAUCCACCAGCCCACCCGCCUCACCCAGGGCUGCAUGUUGUGCCUGGGUCAGUCUACCUUCCUCCGAUUUAACCACCCAGCAGAAGCCAAGUGGAUGAAAAGCAUGAUCCCGUCUGGAGGUAGGGGCCCUGGAGCACCUUAUACCCCUGCCUUAGCUGAGUCAGAGAGCCUGGUGAACGGGAACCACCCUCCUCAGCCCCCCAGCCGGGGUCAUGCUGCUUGCUCCAGCCACAGCUCCCUGGUGAGCUCCAUCGAGAAGGAUCUGCAGGACAUCAUGGACUCCCUGGUGCUGGAGGAGCCGGGGGCCCCUGGCAAGAAGAUGCCUGCAAGCUCCCCGCUUUCCAACGGCGGGCGCUACACACUCUCCCCACCUAUCAGCCCAGGGGCCAUGUCUGUGGGCUCCAGCUACGAAAACACCUCCCCUCCCUUUUCUCCUCUCUCCUCCCCGGCCAGUAGUGAAAGCUGCGCCAGCCACUCACCUGGAGGCCAGGAACCAAGCCCGGCCAUCCCGCCCCUGGUCCCGGCCCGCUCCUCAAGCUACCAUCUGGCCUUACAGCCCCCACAGAUCCGCCCCGGUGGUGCCCGCCCUGCAGAGAGCCCCCGGCUGGGCAGGAAAGGGAUCCAUGAAGGGCCUUCAAGCCCGGGGCGGCGGGCUCUGCUGACUGACAGUCCAGCGGCGACUGUGCUGGCCGAGGCCCGCAGAGCCACUGAGAACCCGCGGCUGGGGGCGUCACUACCCGUGGUGGCCAUCAGCCUGAGUGAAUACCCUGAUGGCAGUGCUCGAAGCCAGGCCACCAGCAUUCCUGGCAGUCCCAAGUUCCAGGCUCCUGUCCCUGCCCCCCGGAGCAAGGCCGGCACCCUCCAGGAGCGGCCACCGAGCCCGUUCCGGGAGCUGCCGGGCACUGAGAGAGCCAUGACGGCCAGUCCUUCACGCCAGCUGGUGGGCAGAACCUUUUCAGAUGGGAUGGGCACCCGAUCCCUGCAGCCACCAGAGAGUCCUCGCCUGGGCCGGCGGGGAGGUCCGGAGAGCAUGCGAGAGCUCCCACCUCUGAGCCCAUCCCUGUCUCGGCGGGCCUCUCCACUGUCUCCUAUGCCUGCCCGGGCCACUGCAGACACUAAACUGACCAGGGAAAUGGCCGACAGUCCCAGGACCCGACGCUGGGCAGCACAUGCAGCCUCCUCUGAAGACUUCACCCUCCCUCUGGGAGGGAGGGGCCGUCGGACGAGGAGCCCCUCCCCCACACUUGGAGAGCCGCUGGUGCCCCGAAAGGGCAGCUUCGGUGGCGGACUGAGCCCAGCCUACAGCCUUGGCUCCUUAACGGGAGCCUCACCCCGGCAGAGUCCUCGGGCCCAGAGGAAGCUCUCAAGUGGGGAGCUCCGGGUGCCGGCUCCCCGAGAGAGAAAGAAUAGCAUCACUGAAAUCAGCGACAAUGAAGAUGACCUGCUGGAGUACCACCGGCGCCAGAGGCAGGAGCGGCUGCGGGAGCAGGAGAUGGAGCGGCUGGAACGCCAGCGUCUAGAAACCAUCCUGAACUUGUGUGCUGAGUACAGCCGGGCCGAUGGGGGCUCGGAGGUAGGGGAGCUGCCCAGCAUCGGCGAAGCUGCCAUGGCCUUAGCCCUAGUGGGCAGAAGGCCUUCCAGGAGCCUGCCUGGGACAACCGGGGCCUCUGGACGGGGCACUGAGGAGCCCAGUGGGGCCACCCAGAGGCUCUGGGAGAGUGUGGAGCGCUCUGAUGAGGAGAACCUGAAGGAGGAGUGUAGCAGUACUGAGAGCACCCAGCAGGAGCAUGAAGAUGCUCCAGGCUCCAAGCUGCAGGGCGAGGUGUUGGCCCUGGAGGAGGAGCGGGCAAAGGCACUUGGGCGUGUGGAGCAGCUCAAGGGCAGAGUGAAGGAGCUGGAACACCAGCUGCAGGAAUCGGCAAGAGAGGCUGAGAUGGAACGGGCGCUGCUUCAGGGGGAACGGGAGGCAGAGUGGGCACUCAUGCAGAAGGAGCAGAAAGCUGUUGACCAGAUGCAGGAGAAGCUGCUGGUGCUGGAGGCGGGCAUGCAGAAGGAGAGGGAUAAGGAGAGGGUGGAGCUGGCCGUGGGACGGAGUGAGCUGGAGGCCCGCCAGGCGCUGUAUGAUGAGCUCAAGACACAGCUCGAUAACUGCCCCGAGUCUGUUCGGGAACAGUUACAGGAGCAGCUGAGAAGGGAAGCUGAGGCUCUGGAGACAGAGACAAAACUCUUUGAAGACCUGGAGUUCCAGCAACUGGAGAAGGAAAGCCGCUUAGAAGAGGAGCGGGAGCUGGCUAGCCAAGGACUGCUCCACAGCAGGGCAGAGUUGCAUCGGAGCAUUGCCAAGAGAAAGGAGCGCCUAGCAGUGUUGGAAAACCAGGCGACUCAGAUCCGGGCCCAGGCUGUUCAGGAAUCUGAGCGAUUGGCCCGAGAGAAGAAUUCGUCCCUGCAGCUGCUGCAGAAGGAGAAGGAGAAAUUAGUAGCACUGGAGAGAAGAUACCAUUCCCUCACAGGGGGGAGGCCUUUCCCUAAGACAACAUCAGCGCUCAAAGAGGAUGAACUGCAUAUCUCUGAGUCCUCAGAGUUGGGGCUGGAGACUGAGGCUCUGGGCUCCUUGCUCAGGCCCACCCUGCCCGGGGCUGCUGCUGGCCCCCUAACCCCACCCGCCUCCACCCAGCUCUGCCCCAAGACACAAGAGAUGGAGAAGCUGUUCCUUCCUGCCCUAGAUUUAGAGCAGUGGUACCAGGAGCUCAUGGCAGGGUUUGGGGCUGGCUCAUCCGCCUCCCCCCGCUCCUCCCCUCCACCUCUGCCCGCCAAAGCUUCCCGACAGCUGCAGGUUUACCGCUCCAAGAUGGAGAGUGAGGCUGGCAGCCCCCUGCCUCGUACCCGCAGUGGGCCUAUCCCCUCCUCCUCUGGGUCUUCAUCUUCUUCCUCUCAGCUCAGUGUUGCCACCCUGGGCCGAAGCCCCUCUCCUAAGAGUGCCCUCCUCACCCAGAAUGGCACAGGGAGCCUGCCCCGUAACCUAGCGGCCACACUGCAGGACAUUGAAACCAAGAGGCAACUGGCCCUACAGCAGAAGGGCCAGGCACUUCCUGCAGAGCCCCUGCCUCUCGACGACACAGCAGGGCAGCAGGUGAUCGAGGAACAAAGGCGACGGCUGGCCGAGCUCAAGCAGAAAGCAGCGGUGGAGGCCCAGUGCCAGUGGGAGGCCUUGCAUGGGGCAGCCCUCUACCCCCCAGCCCCCUCAGGCUACCCCCCUCUCAUGCACCACUCCAUCCUGCAUCACCUGCCGGCCAGUCGGGAUCGGGCAGAGGAGGGGGAGCAUGCCUAUGACACCCUGAGCCUGGAGAGUUCGGACAGCAUGGAGACCAGCAUCUCCACAGGGGGCAACUCAGCCUGCUCCCCUGACAACAUGUCCAGUGCCAGUGGAAUGGACAUGGGGAAGAUUGAGGAGAUGGAGAAGAUGCUGAAGGAAGCCCAUGCUGAGAAGAGUCGACUCAUAGAAUCUAGGGAACGAGAGAUGGAACUGCGGCGGCAGGCGCUGGAGGAGGAGCGCAGGAGACGAGAGCAGGUGGAGAGACGGCUCCAGAGCGAGAGUGCCCGGAGACAGCAGCUGGUGGAGAAGGAGGUCAAGAUGCGGGAGAAGCACUUCUCCCAGGCACGGCCCCUAACCCGAUACCUGCCCAUCCGGAAGGAGGAUUUUGACCUGAAGACGCACAUUGAAUCAUCAGGCCAUGGUGUGGACACCUGCUUGCACGUCGUGCUGAGCAGCAAGGUCUGCCGGGGCUAUCUGGUCAAGAUGGGUGGCAAGAUAAAGUCAUGGAAGAAGCGUUGGUUUGUCUUUGACCGGCUCAAACGCACCCUUUCCUACUACGCUGACAAACAUGAAACUAAACUCAAGGGUGUCAUCUAUUUCCAGGCCAUUGAGGAAGUGUAUUAUGACCACCUUAGAAGUGCUGCCAAGAGUCCCAAUCCAGCCCUAACCUUCUGCGUCAAGACCCAUGACCGGUUGUACUAUAUGGUAGCACCUUCCCCUGAGGCUAUGCGCAUCUGGAUGGACGUCAUUGUCACUGGGGCUGAGGGCUACACCCAGUUCAUGAACUGACCUGGAGGUGAUGGGGCCACCCCUGAUGUUCCUCUCCACAGGGGAGGAGUCACACCCAGCCAUCUGCCCCCCCCCUCCCCUCCCCCCACCGCUCCUGGGGGCCGUCAGCCUCAGUGUUCCUAGGGAGCACCUUUCCUGAGGCUUGGAACUUACUCUACUAGGAUAUUUCCUAGAAAUCCCCUGGGAGGGGAGAGCCUGAUUCUGAUGGUUUUUAUAAGACACUUUGGUAACAUCCAAGAAGCUUCUCACUCCUGCCAGAUACCAGGCUCUGGGCCUCCUGGGAGCUAGCCAGAAGGGGAAGGGGGGAUGUGGGUGUGUGUCCUCCCUGGGUCUCGGCACCUGGCACAGCCCCUCAGGAGCCCUCCAGGGACACGAUCGGGGCCAAGGGCUAUGGAAGUGUGCCUGUGCUGGCUGGUGUCUGGGACAGAGGGGGCUCUCUGCUCAGCUCGGGAGAAGGGCCCCUAUGUCUCCCUGGCCCCUUUCCUCCUUCGGAAAGGACACACUUUAGGUACCAGAAUCUGCCAAAGAUCCCCUCUUCAUCUCAGCCCCCUUCCCAGGGGCCUUGAGGGCUGAGCACAGGCCACAUCCUGGAGGAGGUAAAAGGGGGGAGCUCUAGUUCCCAAGACCCUUUGAUCUCUCUCCUCCUUCCCCUCCCCCCAGUUUAUUUUUUAAGAUUUUGCUCGUGACAGAGGAAGUGGUACCAUUACUGUGGUCACAGCCCGAUCUCCAGCGAUCUAGAGCCAUACCCAUGCCACACCCCAUCCCCAUCAUUGCUCUACCUUCAUCCCCCUGUGGCUCUCGGUACUUCCUGUGGGCCCUACCCCUGAGUCUUCCCAAGGCUACUUGCUCAAGAUUUCUUUACACUAAGGCCGUUGAACAUCUUACAUUGGGGAGAGGGGACCUGACCACCCAUCCCCUCCCCCCUACAACAUUCUCUUACCACCAGGCCCCAAUGCACUAGCCCUACCUGGCCCUAGGUCUGGGCCCCUUCUCCCUCCACGUGUGCCUUGCCUGGAGCCAGAGAUUGCCAGGGUCUGGGGGUACGGAGACCCAAAAAGGAGCCAUGGGGUCUGGGUGGGUGAUGGAGCAUGUCCUGAGUCCUAUCCUUGGCCCAGGAAGGGUUGCUUGAGAUUGUUUUCCAGGGAGGAGAAGAGUUCACCCCCACUUCCAGGAAGAGAAUAGUACUACCAAGGUGAAAAGAACCAGUGAGGGGAAUGAAAUGUGCACCCCCUGUCAUUCGUCCUACCCCCUCUUGGCCUCAGGAAUGUGGCAGGGAAGACCAGGCUCCCACCCAUGCUGGUUCCAGCCCUUUAGGCCUUAACACUAAUCCCUCGUCUCCUGUCCAGACCUCCGUCCCUUCCUGCCUUUACUCCCCAUUUGCCAGAGGCCUGAGUUGCCUGGGUCCAGGCUGGGGUUGAUUGUUGUUGUUGUUGUUUUUUUUU
Messenger RNA from Vombatus ursinus (common wombat), 5970 nucleotides. It is a transcript of the gene PHLDB1, whose product is annotated as pleckstrin homology like domain family B member 1. Gene Ontology annotation, molecular function: protein binding. Lineage: Eukaryota; Metazoa; Chordata; Mammalia; Diprotodontia; Vombatidae. The transcript is spliced from 25 exons. Bases 35 to 4528 code for a protein of 1497 amino acids. The record is from RefSeq and is a predicted model, not a curated record. Gene Ontology annotation, cellular component: basal cortex. Gene Ontology annotation, biological process: regulation of microtubule cytoskeleton organization.